AUGCCGACCUAUAGACGACUACGCCAUGCUUCCUUUUCAUUCUCACUGGAAACGCUCUUGUUCUACAUGUACGUCGAGAAAGACCUCACAGACAACGCCAACUUGCUCAAGAAACCAGACUCAGCGCCUGAAUGGCUGAUUAGCAAAAUGAUUGUUGAUAUCAACAUUCGCAGUGUCUCUACUGAUCGUGAUGGCAGAAUUCCUCUGCAAUACUACACCGAAAUCCCCUACCUUUGUGAAGAUAUACAGGAGUACAACGUCCUAUCCCUACGUGCUAGUAUGCCUUCGUCAGGAUGGACAAGCAUACGUGACGAGUUCAACAACCGGCACACCGGGAUCGAAGUCCUUGUUGUAGCUUGCGAUUUGUGCUCCAUGGGCGUAAACCUUCAUCAAGAAUGCUCUGAAGUGGUGUUUCUAGAGCCGGCCAUCCACGUCAAUAUGACAUUGAGUGCGAUCAAACAGGUCCAUAGCUUGCAGCAGGGGCGCAAGCAGCGAAUUUGGAUUCUAUCAAGGGCGAGCACAUUUGACCCGCUUGUGGAAUUUAGACAGACUGACCAGAUGCUUCCACAAAUCAUUGGAAUGACACAAGAAUCGUUCCGCGACUUGAAAGAUAAACUCGCUGCACAAUCAGGCUAA
Coccidioides immitis RS is the source of this 636-nucleotide messenger RNA. RefSeq lists its product as uncharacterized. Lineage: Eukaryota; Fungi; Ascomycota; Eurotiomycetes; Onygenales; Onygenaceae. The record is from RefSeq and is a predicted model, not a curated record. The coding region runs from base 1 to 636 and encodes 211 amino acids. The transcript has 2 exons.